GAGAACUUGACUUUGUGUAAUUUUACUCAUUUCAGAAAUACUCUUUAAAAAUACAGAAGUCCAACAUCAGAUUUCUUCUUCUCUUCGCUAGUUUAGGUUAAUCAACCAGGGAAAAUGUACAAAACACAUUUGUAAGAGAUGAGAAAUAUGUUUUAUAACAAUUAUUCAGUAUUUUUAUUCGAUUUUUUAUGUGAAUAUUAUCAUUUAUAAAUUUGGAUAUAAAGUUAAAAUUAGUUGAAAGUACAAUAACUCAAUGUCGGCUGCACUGUCAUGCUAAAACCUUAAGAUCUGAACUGACUGAACCUGUAAAUAACAUAUUUAUAUGUCAAAAAUGAAGAUGGCCGAUGGAUCCACAAUCGUGCGAAGAAAUAGACCUGGUACAAAAGCAAAGGAUUUCAGUCAUUGGCCAGAUGAACCUUUUGAGGAAAUGGACAGCACCCUUGCAGUGCAACAGUACAUUCAACAACUUAUACGUCGUGAUCCCAAUAAUAUUGAUUUGAUAUUGAAAAUGCCCGAUUCGCAAGACGAAGGAGUUUGGAAAUAUGAACAUUUGAGGCAGUUCUGUAUGGAACUGAACGGAUUAGCUGUAAGACUUCAAGGAGAAUGUCACCCAGAAACAUGUACACAAAUGACAGCAACUGAACAGUGGAUUUUUUUAUGUGCUGCACAUAAAACUCCUAAAGAAUGUCCGGCCAUUGAUUACACAAGGCAUACACUUGAUGGUGCUGCUUGUUUAUUGAACAGCAAUAAAUAUUUUCCUAGUCGUGUUAGUAUUAAAGAAUCGUCUGUAGCAAAACUUGGAUCAGUAUGUAGGAGAGUUUAUCGAAUAUUUUCUCAUGCCUACUUCCACCAUAGGUCUAUAUUUGAUGAAUUUGAAACUGAAACAUGUUUAUGCAAAAGAUUUACGCAAUUUGUAACAAAAUACAACUUGAUGUCCAAGGAUAAUCUUAUUGUACCUAUUUUGGAAGAAGAAAACACACUUGGUGAAUCUGAAGCAUAGAUGUAUCUCGAAUGUCAAUAUUUCUAAUACUCGAUUACAUAAAAAAUAAAAACUAAUAAACAUACAGUGGAUAGAACGAUUGUAAGUUUUAUGAAACAAAAUAGGUUUGAAAACUGUCAGAGUAAAGUCAACUAAAUUGUUUGAAUUUCCUUGGGAAUUAGUUGCUAAAGAAAUGGUGCUUGGACUGAUCUCUCAGAAGCAAUAUUGACCCACUUACACUGAUUUUGAUUGAUCCACUAAUUUUUCAUGUAUUUAUUCUCAAAACUUUGUUAAUGGAAGUUAAUAUUUAUGGAAAAUUGUUUGAUUUGGAAUCUACAAAAAACAGGCUGUCACUAUUUAGGUCUUAUAGUUGUUUCAAAAUAACAAAAACUUUCUAAUGAAAUUAUGAAGAAAGCUUAAAUCAUCAAACUUAAAGAAAAUUAUGCAGUAUUUGCUUGUACAGUUGAACUCUGCUACUUUUGUCUAGUUAUGAGGUUUGUGAAUUAAGCCAACGUCACGAUGGUUCAUGUAAUUAAGCAUUUUGGACUUUUAGCUUAUCUAUUGCCUUGAAAUUUGUUAAUAUUUGAAUAGGUCUAAAAAUGAUGAAAAAAUGUGAGCCAUAAACUGACUGAAUUAGCAUUACCUUGGAAAUAUUCCUCCUAACUUGAACUUACUGAUGUUUUGAAUCAGAUCUGUUUGAAGAAAGAAUUUGGUAAAAAAUCUGAAUGUCCCUAUUAAUUUGGAAACCCAUUAAACAUAAAAGACAUAAUAUUUUAAUAUUUUUAUUACUCCUAGGUACUAGAUGUUUUUUAUAAACAUAUUGAUAAACUUUGAUAUAGUCAUUGAAGUAAAGAAAAUUUGUAUUAGGUACUAAUCAGUGUAUAAAAGAUGUGUGUUUACACUAUUUAUGUUGUGCUAAUAACAAAGUAAAUUCUUCUUCAAUUACCUGAUUUUACUCAUUUUUCCUUAUUUUACUCUUAAAAUGAAUGAAUAGAUUAUGUUGAAGCUCAAUGAAUUUCUCUAAUAAAUUUAAAAAUAUAUAGCAAGUCACAAUAUGCCUGAUAAACUCAUUAUCUUUCAUGAACUUGUCCACACUUAUUGACUUGCCGAGUUUUUCAUCUUGUAAGAACUUAUGUACACUUAUUGAUUUAUUGAAAUUUUUAAAGUGCAACAGUAAUACCUGUCACUAAACUUUUAAUCUUUUUUAUAACAAAAUCAAUUUGGAUUCCAUAGGAUUUAUAUUUUUCCGUGGACAGCAAUUUGAUAUGGUGUAUUUACAAAAUUUUUGCUAUGUUAAUGUCGAGCAUUAAUGACGAUUGUAAAGAAUUGGUCCAAACAGCAAUAUUAUUUGAGAACUAUCUAGUAAUAAAUUACCAAGCAAAAUUCGAUAGAAUUUACUGACUUUCAACUACUAGUUUGUCAGACAUUAAAAUAUCGCAUCAAACUUUGACAAGAUCAUCCAUUGUUACUUUCAUACACAGUAUUUAUGUACAGACAUACUUUUUUUUAGAUAAAAAUGAAUUUUUACUAUAGGUAUUUUACGAAAUAUAAAUAUACUUUCCACAAAAGUAGGAUACAGUACUUUUGUUAUUAAAUGUAGUACUUUUUGAUCAUUUUAUUUAAGUAGAAAAAUCUUAUUUUCACAGAUAGGUGAACAAAUAGUUGAAUUCCAAAGAUAAAAAACUUUCUCAAAUGGUUUUUAAAAAAAUAGUUGCUGUGUUUGUUUUGCUCUCAAUAUUUAUCCUCCAAUUAGAUAUUUAUGUAUCCAAGAAGGGUUAGUAAAAAAAUCCAAAAAAAUUAUAUUCCACUUGGAAGUAGAUUGACAGAAUCGGUAUUUAAGCUGUGAAAAGUCUAGAAUAAAUGAUAAAAAAAUUAUAGGUUGUUAUCUUUGUCCAUAAUUUUUCAAAAUAAUUAUUAUCACAUUAUUUUCAUUU
Molecule: messenger RNA, 2913 nt
Organism: Diorhabda sublineata
Lineage: Eukaryota; Metazoa; Arthropoda; Insecta; Coleoptera; Chrysomelidae
Gene: Mob4
Product: MOB kinase activator-like 4
Exons: 4
Coding region: 323-1000 (225 amino acids)
Cellular component (GO): cytoplasm
Source: RefSeq, a predicted model, not a curated record